AUUCCUAUAUAGUUUACACAGAUGUUUGAGUGUGUUUGUCCUGUGUGCCUCCAGGCUUGCAGAGGCUCAGAUCUAGAUGGUGGCAUUGAGGCCGACAGUGUAAGUGAAGAGAACACACAGAAGAUUCCUGUUGAGGCAGAUUUUCUUUAUGCCUACUCCACUCCACCAGGUUAUUACUCCUGGAGGAAUGUUGGUAAUGGUUCCUGGUUCAUCUUAUCGCUGUGUGAGAUGCUGUCAAAAUAUGGCAAGCAACUGGAGAUCAUGCAGAUCAUGACACGUGUUAACCACAAGGUGGCGCUGGACUUUCAAUCCUCCUCCAAUCUGCCAGGGUUUGAUGGCAUGAAACAGAUGCCAUGCAUUGUGUCCAUGCUGACCAAAGAACUCUAUUUCUCUAAAUAAUUCAUGUGUAUUGUACUGAUUGCAUUGCAGUGGGUAUGAACACAUUUAAAUCAUUUUGAAUAAUAUUAUGCAGCCUUUUAAAGCGCUGCAGACAAAGGGGGGAAAAGGGAUAAAAAGGGAAUUUAUUUAAUCACGAAUAUUUUAAUUGAUCUGUAUCUUUUUUCAUGAAAGUCUGGGAGUCUGAAAGUUCACAAUUCUCAGGUUUAUCAUCAUUGGAAUCAUGUCCAAAAUUAGACCCCCGAUCUUGUUACUGUGCUAAUUGAUAGUGUUUUCACUAUAGUUUGGAUAUUAAUGUCCAGCGCAGAUUUGAUGUUAAACGGCUCGUUCAGUGAAUCGCAGGGCGUCUGAUCAGCCGUGAAACAGUGAUUCUGUCAAAAUUCCCUUUAUGAUUCCCUUUCAACUAAAUUGACCUUCCUUACAAUAGAUAGAUAGAUGGAUCUUUUUUAUCUUUAUCUAAAAAAUUUUUUUUUAACUAUCUAUUUAUCAGAUAAUCCUAAGAAAAAGUAUCUGUUUUGGACCAAAAUAUUAAGGAAGGACAAUAUUAACAUUGAUGAUAAUAAGAAAUGUUUCUUGUGCACCUGAUUUAUUUAAA
This is a messenger RNA of Carassius auratus (goldfish), 991 nucleotides long. RefSeq names its product caspase-3-like. The transcript is spliced from 2 exons. Lineage: Eukaryota; Metazoa; Chordata; Actinopteri; Cypriniformes; Cyprinidae. Gene Ontology annotation, biological process: proteolysis. Bases 22 to 399 code for a protein of 125 amino acids. Gene Ontology annotation, molecular function: cysteine-type endopeptidase activity. The record is from RefSeq and is a predicted model, not a curated record.